Molecule: messenger RNA, 3167 nt
Organism: Cucumis melo (muskmelon)
Lineage: Eukaryota; Viridiplantae; Streptophyta; Magnoliopsida; Cucurbitales; Cucurbitaceae
Product: H/ACA ribonucleoprotein complex non-core subunit NAF1-like
Exons: 3
Coding region: 888-2981 (697 amino acids)
Biological process (GO): pseudouridine synthesis; ribosome biogenesis; box H/ACA snoRNP assembly
Cellular component (GO): sno(s)RNA-containing ribonucleoprotein complex
Molecular function (GO): RNA binding
Source: RefSeq, a predicted model, not a curated record
CAUAGUCUCACGUGCUCUGUCCACGCCUCUUUCUUCUUCCUGUUCAAACCAUCACCCUCGUCGUUGCAAAUAAUUACAUCUUCUUUCUUUUAGGUCUUUUAAUUAGGAAAAGAAAAAGAAGAGAGGGUGAGGUGAAGCCAUCAAAACACAGUGAGAGAGGGAAGCAGCCGAAAAAGAGAGCGAGAGCAGCCCGAAAAGAAGAAGAAAAGGAGGCAGCCGACAUUCACGUAUAGAGAGAGUAAACUUUCUUUCUUCUGCAAACAACACACACAGCGUCCGACGGCCGACGGUUUAGGCGGGUUUCGAGCGGCGUCCGGCGUUCCUCGAGCGGUUUUCCGGCGGGGUUUAGCCGUGGUUUUUAGUGGCGGCAGUUGGUUUCUAAUUAGGUUGCUCAACACGUGAUCUCCGGUCAGAGGAGGUGGUUUCCGGUGGGUUUUGGGUCUCGGUUUCAGAGGCAGCAGCGGGCACCAGCUCAGUGUCACCGCCGGCCAGCUCUCUCGUCUUUCUUCUUCUCGUAUUGUUGCUGUCGUUUUCUUUCUUCAGAUAAUGCUGCUGUAACCUCCCUUCUUGUUACUCUGUCACUGGUAUUCUCCCAAAACUCUUUCUUCUUCCUCUUCAAAUCGUCAUCUCCACUGUUUCUGCAGCUUAGUGGCGCCGCCGGCCGACUCUCUCGUCUUUGUCUUCCAUUCUCAGUUGAAAAACUUUAAAUUCAUUACAACUUGUGAUACUUUGAAUUUACUGGAAACAACGGUUUAUAUGCUUUGUAUUUCAAGAUAAUAAGUUGAGAUUCUCCGCUUUAGCUGCAAUUAUAUAUAGUCUGGAUAGCUACAGAUAUAAAUGUUUACUCUUUUUCCCUUUCAAUCGAGUCUCAAUUUUGGAGCCCUUCGAUGGUAGAGUUUUCUCCCAACUCCAACGCUGCUUCUGACCCCGACGGCCUUCUUCACGCUUCUUCUAAGCUUAAGAACUCUGAGCCACUUGACUCUUUUGACUCCAAGGCCAUCGAUUACCCAUUCGUCGAUUCCUUCCUCGAUUACGAUUCUUUAAAUGACUGGUUUAACGAAUUAACAUCGCCCAAUAUGGUCGAUACACAAACGCUUCUUCCUGAAGGAGAUGCCCAUUUGAGUCAAUCCGUUGAAAAGUCUGUUCCAGUUAUUGAUGGAGUUCAAUCAAAUUUUGUCAGGUCUGAAGAUUUUAAAAUAGAAAUGCAGGCGAGUGGUGAGGCUUGUAGUAACUCUACAGAUUUGAAUUCCAUCAUUGAAGAAGGAAUGUCAAAGGUUAGCUUGGUUCUUGAUGGUGGGUGCACUUCGAAGGUUGAGUUGGAGUCUGAAGCGGAUGAUGGUGAAAGUGAUGUGGAGUCAGAGGGCACAAGUUCAGUUUCAACAUCUAGUAGUAGUAGCUCUGGGGGAAGUAGCGACAAUGAAGUAGAGGAGGAGGAAGAGAGUUCAUCUUCUUCCAGUAGCGGCGAUUAUGAUGAUGAAGAAGAGGAGUACAUUGUAGAAGCGGAGGGAAAGAGAGAAAUUGGUGAACUUGAAGAAGGUGAGAUAAGGGAUGCUGAUGAUGAGGACGAAGAAGCUUCUGCAGAUGACAUGGUUGCCUGGGAUAACGACGGUGAAGACCUCGAUGGUGAUGAUGAAGACCUUGAUGGAGAAGAGGAAGAGGCUGGGGCUGAAGGAGGGCCAAUUACUUCUAAAAAUGAGCUUAAGGUUCUUCCUCCAGUUCCUCAAGUGCAUGCUACGCUGCAGCCACACCACAAAAUGCUUCCUGUUGGAGUUGUUUUGUCAAUGCUUGGCAAUCAAGUCAUUGUAGAGGGUAUUGAGAAGCACAAUCCUCUUAGCGAAGGCUCUAUUCUUUGGAUAACUGAAGCUAGAUCUCCAUUGGGGUUGGUAGAUGAAAUCUUCGGACCUGUAAAAAAUCCUUACUAUUCUGUAAGGUACAAUUCUGAAAGUGAAGUUCCUCUUGGAAUUAGGGGUGGCACUCACGUCUCCUUCGUUCUUGAGUUUGCGGAUUAUGUGCUAAAUAACAAAGACCUGUACAAGAAGGGGUAUGAUGCAUCUGGAGUGAAUGAUGAAGAGGUGUCAGAUGAUGGUGAGUUCUCAGAUGAUGAGAAAGAGCUUGAGUUCAAGAAACUGCAAAGGUUGGCUAAGAGGGCUAUGAAUGAUAACCAACAGAUCAAUGCAAACAAAAAUAACGGUAGGAAGAAGAAAAACAACGCUAAAGCUGGGAAAUUUGGUCAGCGUACGUUUGAGAAUGCAAAUGUACCUGAUGAGUCCAAGAAAUUUUACGGCCAGCGCACACCUGAGCAAGCAACAAUAUUUGAAGGAAGAAAUUUCGAUUAUCCGAUACCACAGCAAGCAAAGAUGGAUAUGGUUCAGCCAUCUCCGAAUCAAAACCAGCAAACUGGCCCUCAUUUGCCACCAUUUGUAUAUCACGGGGGUUGUCCAAACCCUUCUGUUGCAGAACGAUGCUUUAUGAAUGGAACUGGUGUUAUGUCAUCUUUUCCACCAGCGUACAACCCCUACUUUACACCAGCAAUGAAUGGAAUUAGGCCACCAGAAAUUCCAUUUCAGUUUCAGCAGCAGCAGAAUCCGUUCUUUCCCAACGGUCUUCCAAUGAACGGCAUGCCUUGGUUAUUGCAGAAUCCUGCACAACAAAUGCCUCAAAUGCCUAUUCUGAAUACAUUUGCUGGAGCAGCGUAUCCACAGGGGUUCGUAGGUCCAUCGUCCGCUCUUCCUAAUUCCUUGACAACGGUAGGAGCACAAGGAAUCCAUUCCGGUGGACUACAGUUUGGACAGAAUCAAAACAAUUUGCAGCCUGCUGCACAACAAUUCAAUCCCCCAAACUCGCACCCGCCAGGUACAUUGUCAGGAAACAUAGCACCACAACAGCUUAACCAAAACUCAUCUUCAAAGCAGGGAAGAAAAUCUCGUGGUCGCGGUGGACCUCAUUUUAGAGGUAGUAGAGGUGGACAACAAAGUAGAUGAACCAUUACUCGUUUCAACAUGUGAUAGAGGUUGUUUGCAUGUGCAAUUACUAAAUUUUGAUUACAAUCUGUGAUGCAGUGGUUGGUUGUAAAAUUAAUGAAAACGAGAUUCUCUCCAAAAAAGGAAUUUUCUUUCCAAUAAUUUCUUUUGUACGACUUACUGAUUAAUCAAAUUUUUAUUUUAAUA